Molecule: messenger RNA, 1751 nt
Organism: Lycium barbarum (goji berry)
Lineage: Eukaryota; Viridiplantae; Streptophyta; Magnoliopsida; Solanales; Solanaceae
Exons: 2
Coding region: 217-1107 (296 amino acids)
Cellular component (GO): plasma membrane
Source: RefSeq, a predicted model, not a curated record
CAAUUCAAUUCAAAACAUCUACGUCCCAACUUUAGUUCCUACUCCCAUCACCUUUAUCAAAUACUACAAAACAAAACAACAAAAUGGUCCAUCACUUCCCUUAAUCGAAAGCUUCUUUCCCUUUUACUUUCCUUAAUCCACUUCCAACUCCAUUAUCAUCUAAAUAAAUAGAUCCAAGAUUCAUUUGUUCAUCUUCCAUUUCAUAAUUCAUUAGCCAUGACUUCUUCAGAGAGCUUGAGUUUUUUCUCUCCUGAAUAUAGUACUCCUAACAUGUUUCCGUGUACACCAUCACCACAACUAGCACCAGCACCGUCUCAUAAACGUGGCACGCCAUCGCCUAUGAACCAAAUGGUUGGGUCAAAACACGCCAUCAAUCAACCUUUGACACCAGAAUUUCCAUUUGAAAGCAAGACAAAACAAGUCCAAUAUAUCGUGCCAGGAAUACGUAGACGGACCAAUCCUGCUGUAUGGUGUGCUGCAAUACUAUGCAUGAUGUUCAGCCUACUCCUGAUAAUAUUUGGUAUUGUCACACUAGUCAUUUUCCUAUCAAUUAAACCAAGAAGUCCAGUGUUUGAUACAUCUAAUGCUAGCCUAAGUGUCAUAUACUUAGACUCACCAAAGUAUAUGAAUGGUGAUUUCACAUUCAUAGCAAAUUUCACCAAUCCAAACAGGAAACUUGAUGUGAGAAUUGAGCAUUUGGAUAUUGAACUCUAUUUCUCAGAUAGCCUAAUAGCAACACAAGUUCUUCAACCUUUUACUCAGAGGCAACGCGAAACGCGGCUAGUAAAAGUUCACAUGAUAUCUAGCUUAGUUUAUUUGCCACCAAUAUCAGCUUACAAGUUGCAAAAACAGGUACUUAGCAACAGAGUUGUGUAUAACAUCAGAGGAACUUUUAAAGUUAGAGUCAAAAUUGGCCUAAUUCAUUACUCUUAUUGGUUACAUGGGAGAUGUCAAUUAGAGAUGACAAGUCCACCAGCAGGAGCUCUUAUUACACAUAGUUGUAGAACAAAGAGAGCCUCAUCAAGAAAACAUUGCAUUGGACCCCUGAAAGUUACUAUAUCAGCAACUAUUGUGGAACAUGCCAGCAAAACAAAGGAGCCACACUAGUAGAAAUGGCAACAAUGAGUAUAUGAUCAGAACUUCCUGAGGGAUUUCCACAAGUAUUAUGGAGAAGAGAAAAGAAAAGAAGGAAAAAAAUCUAAUCAAGAUGAAGCAAAUAUGUAAAAGGGAUGAAUCUUUAGCAAGACCACAGCGUUAAACGAAUCUCCAACCAUUGGAAAAUGCAAGGUCAAUCCGACAACUUCAACAUUUUAUCUGAAUUUAAUACAUACAUACUCUUUAUCCAUGUUCAGGUAGAGGCUAGCCAGCAAAGCAUUUUUGUCACAAAAGUUUUCAGGAAAUAAAGCAAUAAAGAGGAUCCAAAUACAGAAAAGAUACAGCACGCAAGGAGUAAUGAUGAACAUUUCAGAAUUAUGGCCAGUAGCUAUAUGCCAUAGUCAAUUCAGCUCUACAUUCAGGUAUAGAUACUAACUUGAAUGAAGCAAAGAGGAAGUGAAAUGUAGAUAUGUUUGAACUCCUUGUGUAAGCUACCGUUAGUUAUUCUAGGUUGCAUCUUGAAAUUAUUUCUAUGGAUUUCAAGAACUAAAUGUUAUCUGGAUCCUUUGAUUGAGAGGAACAAGAGAAAAGUAGUUAGCAGAAAAGGAAAUCCUUGAUUUUAGAUGGUGUCGUCUAGAAAUGCACAACAUACAAUU